Molecule: messenger RNA, 1356 nt
Organism: Hymenoscyphus albidus
Lineage: Eukaryota; Fungi; Ascomycota; Leotiomycetes; Helotiales; Helotiaceae
Source: the annotation of a GenBank genome assembly
AUGCUUUUCACGGCUCUCCUCGCCUUUACGGCGCUCGUUGAGGCUCUCCCAGAGCACUCACAAUAUGGCAAACGACAAGGUGGAACUACGAUGUUGCGAUUCGGUUGUCCUCAACUCGUUAUCGACAGAAUCGAUCCUCUUGUCAACCCUGGUCAAGCACCAUCUCCCCACGUUCAUCAGAUUGUUGGAGGAAACGGAUUUAAUGUCUCAAUGACAACGGGUGAUGUUGCCAAGACCGCGUCUUGUACCACCUGCUCGUUCGCCGACGAUUUCUCGAAUUACUGGACAGCUAACGUAUACUUCAAAGCCCGAAAUGGCACUUACAAACGUGUUCCUCAAGGUGGUGCUGCGUAAGUUUAGCGACAUUCUUUUUCAAAAUCCCUCGGAGAGCUCGUCAUAUAUUGUUCUCAUGCUAUUGCUAGUUGACCACCAACAAUACCCCCUUAUUCAAGUUUUCAUUUCCUUAAACGCAUAAAUUAGAUGACACCUGCUAACAUUUUCGCAGUUUACAAUUCAACGAUAAGUUCAGCAACACAAUGAAAGAUGGUGUCUUGGUUUACUACGUCUCGGCUAAGCCAGGGUCAAUUACCGCAUUCAAGCCAGGUUUCCGUAUGCUCGUUGGUGAUCCAAUGUCACGUUCAAGAAAAGAUAGUUCACUAAAGAGACAAAAUUGCUUCCGUUGCUACACUGGCCCUAACUUUGGAGGAGAUGUCUCUGCGCCAUGUCAAGAUGCUAAGUUUGUCCCUCUUUCGAGCACCUCAUAACUUCAAAGCUAAUGACGAGCAAGGAUUGAUACUGAGGCAUUUCCCUCAAAGCCAUGUCCUGGUGGCAUCCGUUCCAAUGUUCAUUUCCCAACGUAAGCUUCAUCAUGUAUCACGCUUCCUCCACCAUAAUACUAACAAUACACCAAGAUGCUGGAAUGGGAAGGAUCUUGACAGCCCGAAUCAUCAAGAUCACGUCGCCUACCCCAAGACCGGACCAGCCACCUUCCUCAGUCUCGGUGGUGACUGCCCAUCAACCCACCCCGUCAGAAUUCCACAAUUGAUGUACGAAGUUGUAUGGGAUACCACAAAGUUCAACAACAAGGAUGAUUGGCCAACAGAUGGAAGCCAACCUUUUGUUCUCAGCACCGGAGAUCCAACUGGCUACGGGCAACACGCUGAUUACGUUUUCGGAUGGAAGGACAACGCUCUUCAAAAGGCUAUGGAUACUUCCAACUGUAUGGGUGCUUCUUGUGCAAGUCUCAAGACUCAGACUGUCGACAACGCUAAGAAGUGCUCUGUUACACCGGCAGUUGUUGAGGAUCGUGAUGGAUGUAAGUAUAUCAUUUCUGAAUUUGCAAUUGAGGCAUGCUAA